Molecule: messenger RNA, 5782 nt
Organism: Gavialis gangeticus (Gharial)
Lineage: Eukaryota; Metazoa; Chordata; Crocodylia; Gavialidae
Gene: MCF2L2
Product: MCF.2 cell line derived transforming sequence-like 2
Biological process (GO): intracellular signal transduction
Cellular component (GO): cytoplasm
Molecular function (GO): guanyl-nucleotide exchange factor activity; protein binding
Source: RefSeq, a predicted model, not a curated record
UUCUUGUAAAUAGCCAGUUUUGGACCUGUCUGUGCAGGGGAAGCCACGCGGGGAGCUUUGGAAGCUGCAAGACAGAGCCACUGCCUAGAAGAUGUAAGAAGCCGGGGAAGAAUCUGGCCUCUGGGAGUGGCACUGGCUUUGUGCGUGUGUGUGCAUGUGUGUGUGCAGCCUCCCACUCCAGCUGCCUCUCUCUUUUUUUUUUUUGGAUGCUGUGCUGUUCCCUUUCUGUGAAAUGCUUUUUUGGUUGAGAGAAGAAGAGAUGUCACAUCAGGAGCUAACCCAGCGACUAACUACAGUCAUCACUCAUGUGGAUGAAAUCAUGCAGCAGGAGAUAAGGCCGCUGGUUGCAGUGGAUAUAAUAGAACAGCUCCACCGGCAAUUUGCUAUCCUGUCAGGAGGAAGAGGGAAGGAUGGGGCGCCCAUCAUCACCUUCCCAGAGUAUGCAGGGUUCAGCGAGAUACCUGACGAGGACUUUCUGAAUGUGGUGACAUAUUUAACCAGCAUUCCCAGCCUAGAGGCUGCCAGCAUUGGAUUCAUCAUCAUUAUAGACAGACGGCGGGACAAAUGGAGCGCGGUAAAGGCGUCCCUGACACGGAUAGCAGGUGCGUUUCCAGGGAACCUGCAGCUGGUGUUUGUCCUGCGGCCCUCCCGCUUUAUCCAGAGGACAAUCGCUGACAUUGGCAUUAAACUCUACCGAGAUGACUUUAAAAUGAAGGUACCGAUCAUCAUGUUAAAUUCUGUUUCUGAUCUACAUGGCUAUAUUGACAAAAGUCAGCUCACCCGGGAACUUGGGGGAACUCUGGAGUAUGGCCACAGCCAAUGGAUACACCAUCGAACUGCUAUCGAGAACUUUGCAAUGACCGUGAAAACAACGGCACAGAUGCUGCAGACUUUUGGAACAGACCUGGCUGAGACUGAACUUCCCAACGAUGUGCAGUGCACUGAGGAGCUCCUGUCCUCCCACACAGACCAGCAUGACAAGCUGAAGGAUGAGCUGAAACUAGCUGUGAAGCAGGGGGCCACGCUGCUGACGUGCAUUAGAGAGCCAGUCACACGGAGUGCCACUAGCAAACUCAGCCCGGACGAGCUGGAAAAUGUAGCAACAGUGGAAAGGUUAUUGGCUCAGUUGGAUGAGACAGAAAAAGCCUUUGAUCAGUUUUGGUCCAAGCAUCACCUAAAGUUAGAACAGUGCCUACAGCUCCGACACUUCGAGCAUGAUUUCAGAGAGGUAAAACUGGCAUUAGAUAGCCUGAUGGAAGCCCAGGCCAGGUUCACUGACAUCGGAGACAGUGUGGCUCGUGUGGAUCACCUCCUGAAGGAGCAGAAACAACUGGAAGAGAAGGGACAGGAACCUUUGGAAAAGGCCCAGUCUUUAGCUGUCCAUGGAGACCAGCUCAUCCAAAACAACCACUACGCAGUUGACUCCAUCAGACCAAAAUGUGUUGAACUCAGGCGUAUCUGUGACGACUUUACCAAUGAGACCAAGAAAAAAUAUGAUAUUUUGGGGAAGUCCCUCGAGCUGCAUAAACAAAUGGACAAGGCAAGCCAGUGGUGUGAAGCUGGAAUCUAUCUCUUAGCUUCUCAAGCUGUGGACAAGUGCCAGUCACAAGAGGGAGCUGAAACUGCACUUUGUGAAAUAGAGAAAUUUCUGGCAACCGCUAAGGAACACCAGCUCUCCAACCCAAAAGAGUUUUAUAAUCAGUUCGAUAUGAUUCUCACCCCUGAAAUCAAGGCUAAUGCCCAAAGGAUUCUCCAGAAACUGGAAGACGUGCAAGAAAUGUUCGACAAGAGGCAAGUGAGUCUGAAGAAGCUGGCAGCCAAGCAGACUCGGCCGGUGCAGCCUGUCGCCCCGCAUCCUGAGUCUUCCCCGAAGCGAGCCUCACCUAAGACCGCCAGACCAGCAACGUUAGCCACCAACAGGAGAUCAGCAGAAAUUCCUUGUCCUCCAAAGUCCAUCUCUGAAGCAGACUUGUCAAAAAAGAAAAACAUUAAGAAGACCAAAGGUGGAAUUAAGAUUGAAGUGAUGCAUGAAGCCAGUCAAGGUGGGUCCAGCCGAAUCUUAGUGAUGAGUGAAAGCGACGAGAAUCUUUCCAGUAGGAGAAGCCACAUAAUAAAUGAGCUGAUAGAAACCGAACGGGUUUAUGUAGAAGAACUACAAAGUAUAAUAGAGGGCUAUGCUUCAGAGAUGGACAAUCCUGACUUGAUGCAUCUGAUCCCAUCUGCUCUUCAGAACAAAAAAGAAGUUCUUUUUGGGAACCUUCCUGAAAUCUGUGAAUUUCACAACAGAAUUUUCCUCAAGGAGCUGGAAAAUUGUGUUGAAAACCCUGAGCUGCUUGGUCGAUGCUUUUUAAAAAGAAAGGAGGAUCUCCAAAUAUAUGAAAAAUACUGUCAGAAUAAGCCAAGGUCUGAAGCUCUCUGGAGGCAAUGUGCAGACAACCUCUUCUUUCAGGAAUGCCAGCGUAAAUUGGAUCAUAAACUCUCAUUAGAUGCGUAUCUCUUAAAGCCAGUUCAAAGAAUCACAAAGUACCAGCUGCUUUUAAAGGAAAUGCUGAAAUGUAGCAAGAAUUCAGAAGGCACCGCUGAACUGGAAGAAGCUCUGGCCACAAUGCUUGAUAUCAUCAAGUCUGUCAAUGACUCUAUGCAUCAGAUAGCGAUCACAGGAUAUGAGGGUGAUGUGAAUGAGCUUGGUAAGCUGCUGAUGCAGGGCUCCUUCAAUGUCUGGACUGACCACAAGAAGGGUCACAACAAGGUGAAGGACUUGGCAAGGUUCAAGCCAAUGCAAAGGCAUCUCUUCCUCUAUGCCAAGAUGCUGCUCUUCUGCAAGAAACGGGAGGAAAACACAGAAGGCCAUGAGAAGACACCUUCCUACAGCUUUAAAAAUUCAUUAAAGAUGAGUACCGUCGGCAUCACGGAGAAUGUAAAGGGUGAUAACAAGAAGUUUGAGAUCUGGUAUAAUGGCAGGGAGGAGGUCUAUAUCAUUCAGGCAUCUUCUGUUGAGCUGAAAAACGUCUGGGUUUCUGAGAUUCGGAAGGUCCUAACAGGCCAGCUGGAAGCAUGCAGAGAAGCAAGCCAGCUACACCAAAGAAUCACUGAGAGCGUUUAUCAUGCACCGAUGAAUUCCUCCAACAUAUCCAGGUUUAGCAGGAAGUCGUCGAGUUUAUAUGAAAAUAAAUCUGAGACAUCAAGCCUGGAGAUGUCCAACAACAGGAACAGGAACUCCAGUCCCAGCACCAGACAAAAGAGAGCUGAUGCUUCUACCAGCCUUAACCUUGAGCACACAGCUCUCGCUAGAAAGCGAUUCACAUUACAAGGUCUUUCCAACCGCCGAGCUCCGCCCAAAGAUGCAGAAGCUAAGGAGAGAGAAGUCACCCGCCGCUUUUCCCUAGCCUCCUCCAUCAACACCACAGUUAACACAUCUGCUCUGACCAAAGGUCCCCUUGGUCCUGCAGUUAAAGUCAAGAGGCAUGAAAUAAAGAGUGAUCCAACUCCCCUGGGGUUUGAAGAUGCUUUUGAGAACACCAUAUUGGCCCAGACUAAAGGUAAUACCAGUUCCACCACAAGGCCAGUACCUAGAUCUGCUUCACAGACAGGUUGGCCCAGCAGACAGAUGCCGUCACUAGACACAUUCGAGGAUUUUGAAGCUAUCCCCUCCAGCACUGAUGAGCUCUCUAACUCUUCUGACAUGGAGGAAGAGACCAACGCUAACAAUGUGUCCAACCUCUUUCGGGUAGAAGGCAGCUUUGAAACCUGUUUUCCAGAGUCUCUUGCUCUAGAGGAUGGAGAUUUAGUGCAGUUUGUACAGGAGGGAGAAAACGGACAAUGGCUAGUCAAGAAGCUGGUGUCUGAGAAAAGUGACUGGGUUCCUUCCAGCGUGUUACAGCCAGCCAACGGGCAUAGUAACAACUUGCUUAGGAACAGCAAUGCAGAAGCAUACAAUGAUGCCUGCAACACGACCUCCGCAGAAUCAGCAAUGAAGGAAAGUGAGGUGGCCAGGAGCUUAACAGCAGAGCAGAGGGCUGGAAGUUGAGUCACAGGGCUGUGACCUCCUCAGGACUCCAGGCUCUUGUUUGUUGGUUAGGGGUGGAUGCUGGACCAAGUUGCCUUUCUCACCAGCUCUGAGCUUCAGAGUUUCUUCCAUCUUCAUCAGCAUGAACAGAAGAGAACUGCUGGGUCCAGCUGACAAGCUGAAAGACUUGAAGAAGCACUAGACAUUAAAAAAAAAAAGCAUCAGAACCAUCUUCAGUAUUAAACAGGAACUGAUAAAUGCUUCUCGCAUUGGUUAGCAAACUGUUCGAGAGGAUGUGGCCUAAAUUAGGUCGACAGCAGAAUGAAAAGCUACUAUGCACCCACCUUUUGGCAACCUUGCUUGGGUUCUUUCCAAAGGAUGGAUCUGUGGUCACCAGUUCCUGCUCCACUGGGGAAUCGCCUGGCAUUUUUCCAUUUGUCUGGCUCUGCUGCUGUGCCUUUCCCUGACUCCCUUCAUUCCAGAAGAUAGACCAUGAAAAUAUCCAGUCAUUCCUAAUGGAUCAUCAGGAGCAAGAACCUAACAUUUGCAGGGAAGUGGUGGUGGAAAAACUCAUGCCAACUCAAGACUAUCAGUGAAGCUGAGCCCCGCCAUGGCGUGACUGCUUUGACAGUGGUGCAGUGAACGAUCUUCUGUUUACAGGAUCUGUGGAUGACGCAGGUUGGCAACUUCUGGCCAAAAGAUGGAGUUUCAAGGUUUAAGUGGCAAACAAAGGCAUGUGAUGAUGACUGUGCUGAAGGACCAGCUGAGCUCUUCUUACAGUAUAAACAGAUUCCUUCCCUCUACCGUGGUUGCUGGAUCACAUCCCUCUGCAUUUGGUGCUGAUAAUUUCAUAGAGCAGCAUUUAAAGUUACCCAUUUGAGUACACUGCAUGCUUGCACUUCCAUUGUGUGCUGGGCUAUGGAGUAGGUACAGUUCAUUCCCAUAUCGUAUCCAAAUAUACUUAAGCAUUUGCUAAUAGGCUGGUGAGUGUUAGAAACACUGAUGAGUGGAUAAAGUGUUAUUGUUAAUUGCUUCUUUCCAGGACAUUUUUAUUAAGGACUGUACCAAAUCUCGGUCACAUUAGGAUGAAUGUAGACCUUUCACAGAUGUUAGUAAUUCCUGUACAAGCCAUUAGCUAAUUCAGAGCAAGUCUGAAGGCAUGUGCAUGGAGGUAUUUUGAUGCUAAACUGGAGUUUUCAAGCCCACAAAGCUGCUAGUCCCUUACGUGUUGCAAAACUAAAUACUGAUCUAGGACUGUGCAUAGAAGAAAAGACCAGUCUGGAAGAAAUGACCCUGGAGAGCUCAAAAGUCAGGGAUUAGUUUUCCCCACUGGAGACUGUUUCCAUUUCUCUCCCUCCCCGAUGACUAAUGAUGCUUUAUGUAAAUAAUAGGCAAAAAUGGAAAAAAAGCUAAACCAGAAACACUAUGAAUUGCACCAUUAGGCAGAAUAAUAGCUUGAAAUAAUCAUGCUUUUGAAGUCACCACUGUUGCACUGAGAUGCAAUGUGAGCUCAUUUAGUGCUGGUAAUAGAUUUCAUUUACCUUUCAAGGAUAGUUGGGGCCAAAAACCGCCCUCAGGAACAUACAAAAGUCCUGCUAAAUCCCCCAGAGCAGGGGUGUUGAACUCAUGUGCCGUAUAAGCCAGAUGAUGGGCAUCCCUGGGCUGGUCUGUGGGCCAGACUGGGACCGACCCUCCAUGGAGCAGUCACAGUGCUGGGUCCAGCCCACGCACCACACACAGCGCAUACCAUGGCAUGAGGCAUGUCUGCAGCACCCG